Molecule: messenger RNA, 264 nt
Organism: Closterium sp. Naga37s-1
Lineage: Eukaryota; Viridiplantae; Streptophyta; Zygnematophyceae; Desmidiales; Closteriaceae
Source: the annotation of a GenBank genome assembly
CGAGGAGGGGGGAUGCACGCGCAACAGUGGGGCAGCACAGCAGAUUUGUGUGCAAGCUCAGUGACCAUUCUCCUCCCCCUUCCUGCCUCCACCCAACUACUUGCAGACCUUUUUGGAUUGCAUUCACAUCGAGAAGGAGGAGGGGGUACGCAGGAUCUGAGUGCCCUGGCCAGCAGCACCACAGUGUUGGUGUUGUGGGAGGUGCACCCUGACGCCCUGCCGCUCUUUCCUGACUGCCCCACACCAUUCCUUCGCUCGCCAUGA